Photinus pyralis (common eastern firefly) is the source of this 846-nucleotide messenger RNA. RefSeq lists its product as uncharacterized. The record is from RefSeq and is a predicted model, not a curated record. The coding region runs from base 327 to 773 and encodes 148 amino acids. NCBI's taxonomy places the organism in Eukaryota, Metazoa, Arthropoda, Insecta, Coleoptera, Lampyridae. The transcript has 4 exons.
CAUAAACGUGCUAAUUUGCGUGCGAUAAAUCCAAAUUGGCGACGAUUAUGUAACGUUCCUUAAUCUCCCACACUUUGCAAAAAUUCUAAAAACCCACACCGAGAGCGCGAAAUAGUUCAAAGAAGGAGAUGUGAAAGUGCUCGUAGGAGAAAGCCUUAUCAUAACAGACUUACUUGGUGUUUGGCCUUACUGGGUCAGUAACAUGAAUUACAUCAGUUCCAACCUUUGUUGCUGUUUAUAUAGUUAGGUACCGGGACGUCUUCCGAUCAUUAGCUUAGCGAUUCGUAUAAGAUCAAACGGUUUUAUUUGAGUGCAUUGUGACCAUCAUGAGUAAGGUGAUAGUGUACGUAUUAGAUAAAUUCGUCUGGAUUUUAUUGGUUGCUGUUAUAACAACCCAAGCCCUUCAAAUCGCCGGUGUCGUCGAGGGACCGAAGACGUUGGGUGAAAUUACAUAUGAAAAGGAUAACGAAUUGGAAUUCAAAGUGACCGCCGGAAAUCCAAGGGGAAAACGGCAGUCAGAUGAGAGAUUCGCGCUCUUUGACAAUAUAUUUAACAUACCGAUCGCAACAUUAAACUCUGUAAACGAGUUGUUACAAGCUACGAGAAGGUUAAGAUUAAGUAAUCGCAACGCGGCCGCCGCUGCCGCAUCGAGUUACAAUUCGGGUAAUGCAAAUGCGAGCAGAGUUCCCAGGAAAACUAAAAAAAGAAAUUACUAUGAUGGGCCGCGUGUACAAGAAGAUGGAUCGAGCGCCCGUGUGCUCUUAAACAUUUAAUGAAGAGUAAAUGAGUCACGUUUCUCUUCUUUUCGUAUAAUUUAACAAUAAAAUAUUUUCAUUUUUAUAAAAA